AUGUUAAAGACUUUAAAGCGAAUUGAUUUUUUGACGCGUACUACGAAUUUAUCUAAUGUUGCCAACCGAAGAUUUUUAUCAGCUCUGGCUCAAAAAGAAUAUUUGAAUAAACCCUUAAUAGAGACCGAUCCUGACAUUUUCGAUAUAAUAGAAAAAGAGAAAAAGCGUCAACGUGAAAGCAUCGUGCUUAUACCCUCGGAGAAUUUCACUUCGCGUGCUGUAAUGGAAGCCCUUGGAUCUGUCAUGCAAAAUAAAUAUUCGGAAGGGUAUCCUGGUGCAAGGUAUUACGGUGGUAAUGAAUUUAUUGAUCAAGCGGAAACCUUGUGCCAGAAACGUGCAUUGGAGGCUUUUAAUUUGGAAGGGUCUAAAUGGGGAGUGAAUGUUCAAGCUUUAUCUGGUGCACCUGCCAACCUCUACGUAUAUAGCGCACUCCUAAAACCACACGAACGCCUAAUGGGACUAGAUCUGCCCCACGGAGGACAUCUAUCCCACGGGUAUCAAACAGAUACAAAAAAAAUAUCCGCCAUCUCCGUCUAUUUUGAAACCCUACCAUACCGUCUGAACGAGCAAACAGGUAUAAUUGACUAUGACGCGUUGGAAGCCACCGCGACUUUAUACCGGCCUAAAAUCAUUAUUGCGGGCGCUAGUGUUUUACCAUCACCUUUUUAUUUUGCCGAUAUCGUCACAACUACAACACACAAAUCAUUAAGAGGACCACGCGGUGCUCUUAUAUUUUUCCGAAAAGGAGUUAGGAACGUUGAUAAAAAAGGCCAAGAAAUACACUAUAAACUCGAGACUCCCAUAAAUCAGUCAGUUUUUCCUGGGCAUCAAGGUGGACCUCACAAUCACACAAUAACCGCACUAGCAGUCGCACUGAAGCAAACUAAAACUUCAAUAUUUAAAGAAUAUCAAGAGCAAGUGCUCAAAAACAGUUUGGCUUUUGCAGACGCGUUUAUAAAGAAAGGGUACAAGUUGGUCUCGGGUGGUACUGAUACACAUUUACUUUUGUUGGAUUUGAAGCCAAUGAAAAUUGACGGUGCUCGUGUAGAACGUAUACUCGAACUAGCAAAUAUCGCCGCAAACAAAAAUACCGUUCCCGGAGACGUCAGUGCAAUGAUUCCAGGUGGCGUUCGUGUUGGCACUCCUGCAAUGACGACUCGUGGACUAGUUGAAUCUGAUUUUGAAAAAGUUACCGAGUUUAUUGAUCGUGCUGUUGAGAUAGCACUUGAUGUGAAUAAAAAAGUUACAGAUUUCAAAGAAUAUGUCGGAGAUAACGGUUCUUCGGAACCACGCAUUGAAGAACUUAAACAGGAUGUCAUUCGGUUUUCUAAGAGUUUUCCUACCAUAGGGUUUGAUGAAAGUGAACUGAAAUAUUUGUAG
Ambispora gerdemannii is the source of this 1380-nucleotide messenger RNA. The record is from the annotation of a GenBank genome assembly. NCBI's taxonomy places the organism in Eukaryota, Fungi, Glomeromycota, Glomeromycetes, Archaeosporales, Ambisporaceae.